Messenger RNA from Phaeodactylum tricornutum CCAP 1055/1, 1824 nucleotides. RefSeq lists its product with no specific name. Bases 63 to 1718 code for a protein of 551 amino acids. The record is from RefSeq and is a predicted model, not a curated record. The transcript is spliced from 3 exons. Gene Ontology annotation, biological process: proteolysis. NCBI's taxonomy places the organism in Eukaryota, Bacillariophyta, Bacillariophyceae, Surirellales, Neidiaceae. Gene Ontology annotation, molecular function: serine-type endopeptidase activity.
GCCGCUAUUCCGCAAACAACGAACAAAGCGGAUGUACAUUUUUCGUGAAGCAUUGAAAAGCCAUGAACCUUAUUUGCUGGAUCACCACGGUAAAUGCACUGUUUCUGCUACCGGUGUUGGCCACUUUGGGCCCACACCGCAAGCUCAACCGUGCGCUGGCAGGUCGUUCGAUUCCGGGACAAUACAUAAUAGAAUUGAAUCCAAGCAUCUCGGAUUCUAGGGGUUUUGCAACCCACGUCCUGAAACGCGCGUUCCGAGACAGUAUCAUAGAGACCUACUACUAUGCCAUGAAAGGAUUUGCUGUCAAGGACCUCCCAAACACAUUGUUGAACUUCAUGCUCAAUUUGGAUGACGUGCUCCUGGUAUCAGAGGAUGCCGUUGUCGAGGUCGAUGCUGUACAGAUUGAUCCGACGUGGGGGCUUGACAUAGUUGACGGAACAAUCGACAGAAGAUAUAAUUACACGUAUACGGGACUUGGUGUCGAAGUGUACAUUCUUGAUACGGGAAUUCAAGCAAAUCAUUCCGAACUCGAAGGGCGUGUCGAGAGUUGCGUGUCCUUCACUCCUGAAGAGUGCGGAUCCGAUCUCAACGGGCAUGGUACCCAUGUGGCCGGAACUGUCGGUUCGAAAACAUACGGUGUAGCAAAGACGGUGUCCCUCCACGAUGUGAAGGUUCUCAACGCAAAAGGUAGUGGAUCAUACAGUGCAGUAAUUGCUGGCGUUGACUAUGUAACCCAGAUCAAGAUGUCAGAUCCCAGCCGAAAAAUUGUGAUCAAUAUGAGCCUUGGGGGAGGCAUCAGCACUUCGUUCAACAACGCGAUAACUUCCGCAGCAGAUUCAGGCGUGGUAGUUGUGGUUGCUGCCGGAAACAGCGACGAUGAUGCCUGCAACUACUCUCCUGCAUCUGCGUCGGGAGUAUUAGCAGUUGGUUCGAUUGAUAGCGAUAAGCGCCGUUCGAGCUGGUCCAACUGGGGUAGUUGUGUUGACAUCUUUGCACCAGGAUCCGGGAUCCUGUCGCUUUCUCAAAGCAACGGCACAACUACGAAGUCAGGUACAUCUAUGGCUGCUCCACACGUUGCAGGUGUUGCCGCGCUCUACUUACAAGCGGGAAGAAGCACCGAUUCUAUCGCAUCGGAUGCGUUGGAGAAUGGAAUAAGCGAUGUAAAGGAAUCUUCCAACCGACUUGUGCGCACUUCGGAAUUGCCACCGGUAGCCCCGUCUCUACUGGCGCCCACUCGCUCGCCAACCCGCAGACCUACUCCUAAUCCAACUGGCGCUCCCGUUACACCGCAGACUACGAAGCAACCUACACGCACACCCUUUGCCACUCGUGCUCCAACCAAGAACCCUACCCUUGCUCCGGCCAAGGCGCCCACUCGUGCUCCCACCAAGAAACCCACCCUUGCUCCGACCAAGGAACCUACUCGUUCUCCUACCAAGGCACCCACUCGUUCUCCUACCAAGGCACCCACUCGUUCUCCUACAAAGGCACCCACUCGUUCUCCCUCCAACGCACCAACACCUUCUCCGGUAUUGCCACAGUGUGCACCGCUUUUAGGCGAUGCUGUAGCGGAUUCAGAUGUCUUCGUUCGUGGUCACCACAGCGUGGCCGGCACCGAGCGUGUCGUCCUCGCUGGUGAUGAUGGGCUUCCAAGACAAUCGCUCACUCCAUUGUGUGGCCGGCUUGAUACUCAAAUCGGUCUUGGUCGCCGUGAGUAAACUGUUAAGCGAUCAACGUUGCAAGCAGUUGUUUUGACAUAGACGGUUUACUAGGAGCUUUUUCGGAAUGUGGUUUGCACAUAUUGUAGUCAGCGAAAAAUUUAUC